Molecule: messenger RNA, 1148 nt
Organism: Protopterus annectens (West African lungfish)
Lineage: Eukaryota; Metazoa; Chordata; Ceratodontiformes; Protopteridae
Gene: MLLT11
Product: MLLT11 transcription factor 7 cofactor
Exons: 2
Coding region: 327-587 (86 amino acids)
Biological process (GO): positive regulation of release of cytochrome c from mitochondria; positive regulation of DNA-templated transcription; positive regulation of mitochondrial depolarization
Cellular component (GO): cytosol; nucleoplasm
Source: RefSeq, a predicted model, not a curated record
CUUUUUAGGCCAUACAUGUGGAAGACUGCUAAACGUUGCUAAGAUAAGACAGUAAUAGGCUAGACAGAAGAGCGAGCCAAGUGCUGGACUGCAGACUGCAGGAUGAGGAAUCAGUGUAAUCUGGGAGGAGCAGUACCGCAGUGAGACACAGAAAGAGAAAACAGGGGACGGCAGAUGCACAUAUACAGCAGAGUAGUUUGACAGACGAUUUCACAAGGCUUUCUGCACUGAAACAAAGGAAGCACUGCAUACAAGAGGACGAGGCCUCCCCUACAACAGCUGCAACAGACACUCCCCGGGACUCUUUGCUUGUUUUGCAGGUCAGAAUGUUGGAAGAACUGAGCAGCCAGUACGAUUCUUUCCUUUUCUGGAGGCAGCCCAUACCUGAGGUGGACCUAUCAGAGCUUGAGGAGCUAGGCUUAGGGAAAACAAAUCAUCAGUCUGCAUCAAGCUGCAAAUGUCCUGGAGGGAAGCAAAACUGUUGUGAUGACCUAGAUGAAGAUGAAAGACUCUCCGAAUACAAUGAGUUCAACUACUGGAGAAUGCCUGUUGCAGAUAUUGACUCUUUUGACUUUAGCCUCCUAUAACCAUAUUCCUACCCUACUACUCAUAGCUCAAUAAUGGAGCACGGUUUUGAAAUGUGUAGCUGUUUUGAUUUUUUGCCAUCCUUAAAUAAUGUUAGCAAUCAAAAUAAUGCAUUACUGUUACAUCAUCUGACUACUUUUUGCAUGGAAACAAAGUUCAGUUACUAUUCCCUUUAACAUUAUUGUUCUUUUAUAAGCAAAUGGCUAUAAAAUGCCAAAGAAACUCUUACAACUUUUUAGUCUGGGCACAUUUCUACCCACAUGUUAUACAAAUUGCAGUUUAACUUCUUUUCAUAACAACAUGUAACUGGUCUAUGAUGCUGACUUUAUUCAGCUGCUUAAACUUAACAGGCAUAUAUGCCAGACUAUAAAUAUGUAGUACUUGUAAAUGACAGAAUGAGGACAGAAGCAAACAGGUUUGUACCUUCAGGAGUAAAUAGUCAAAUGAGAUGUGUGCAUAACAAUAGUUCUAUUUUCAUGCUGAUACUAACAAGCUAAUGGGAACAGAAAACCAAGCUGCAAAAUGUUUGCCUGUAUGUGAAAUAUAAAGUAUUGUUGACAGUU